This is a messenger RNA of Phycomyces blakesleeanus NRRL 1555(-), 858 nucleotides long. RefSeq lists its product as hypothetical. Lineage: Eukaryota; Fungi; Mucoromycota; Mucoromycetes; Mucorales; Phycomycetaceae. The record is from RefSeq and is a predicted model, not a curated record. Gene Ontology annotation, biological process: proteasome-mediated ubiquitin-dependent protein catabolic process. Bases 65 to 679 code for a protein of 204 amino acids. Gene Ontology annotation, cellular component: proteasome core complex; proteasome core complex, beta-subunit complex. The transcript is spliced from 6 exons.
AGUGUCUCCCCCUACAAAAACCUUUCAUUGGCUUUCUUAUUUUUAUUUAUCUUAUUUUUGAAUCAUGUCGAUUAUGCAAUAUAAUGGUGGUUCGGUGGUGGCCAUGGUCGGAAAGGACUGUGUUGCAAUCGCUGCUGACAAGCGUCUCGGACAGCAGUUUAUGACCGUCUCUACUGAAUUCCAAAAGAUCUUCCAAGCUAGUGAAAAGAGUUUCAUUGGCCUUCCUGGACUUGCUACAGAUGUCUUGACAUUGUCUGAGCGUUUCCGAUUCAAAGUUAACAUGUACAAAAUGCAGGAGGAGAGAGAUAUUGAGCCAAAGACACUUGCUCAUGUCGUUUCUUCCACUCUCUAUGAGCGACGAUUUGGUCCUUACUUUGUUGAGCCUGUCGUGGCUGGUCUUGACAAGAACAACCAGCCUUUCAUCUGCUCUAUGGAUUUGAUCGGUUGUAUUAACUUUGCAAAGGACUUUGUGGUGAGCGGCACAGCAGGCCCUAACCUUUACGGCAUGUGCGAAUCACUCUGGGAACCCGAUAUGGAACCCGAAGAUUUGUUUGAAACAAUCUCACAAGCCUUGUUGAAUGCACAAGACAGAGAUGCCUUGUCAGGCUGGGGUGCUGUUGUUCACAUCAUCACAAAGGAUUCGAUUAUUACCCGGACACUCAAGUCACGUCAGGAUUAAGAACUUGUUGGCUCGAGAUAGUGAGGAAUAUUUGAAAAAUAAUAAAGGCAGAAUUGUGGUCUGAAGCGACCUCUCCCCUUUUUUGUCAAACUUGUUGCUAACGAAGUACAUUUAACUGCCUGUGGUCUAAAGAUCUUCCUUUUUCUUUUUGAAAUAUUAUAAAGACAAAUAAACUUCCU